Messenger RNA from Camelina sativa (false flax), 1315 nucleotides. RefSeq lists its product as uncharacterized. Gene Ontology annotation, cellular component: chloroplast. The record is from RefSeq and is a predicted model, not a curated record. NCBI's taxonomy places the organism in Eukaryota, Viridiplantae, Streptophyta, Magnoliopsida, Brassicales, Brassicaceae.
UAAAGGUAUUCGUCUUAUUUUUUUUUUUUUGAUUGGCCAAUCGAAGAUGAUUUCUAGAUUUCACCUCCAUUGAUUUGAUUUUGAUGUUUUCCAUUUUUGGGUUUUCUCAGAAACACUGAAAAUGGCUUCUCUUCAUCUCCUUCGACCUCUACACAGCCUCUCUUCUUCAAAGCUCUUCUUUUCUCAGCCAAGUUUUCAUUUUUCUUCAUCCCUUAAACCUAAUUACUUGAAAAGGCACAAUCUUUCGAAAUCAUUGACUCUCCGAUUUGCUCUCACGGAAUCAGAUUCUAUUGAUCAGCCUCUAGAAACAAGUUCUAAAUCCCUUCUUCUACAACUCUCUAAGUGUUUUGAUCUUCCAUCAGAUUACUUCCAGCAGUUACCAAAUGACCUUCGUCUCGAUUUAAAUGAUGCUGCUUUUGAUCUCUCCAAUGGACCCAUCAUCGAUGAGUGUGGUCAAGAGCUUGGGGAGACAUUAAUGAAUCUGUCCCGUGCUUGGGAACAAGCUGACACAUCAACUUCUCGUAGUUUAGUGGAGAAACUUCCCGAACUGGAAAUUUCAUUAACAGAUGGUGCCAAAUCAGCCUUUGGGAGACGUCUGAUAUCUGCAGGAAAAAGGUUCCAGGGGAUGGGACAAUAUGGUCAAGGUGAAUUACAGAAGAUUGCUAAAGCGAUGAUUUCAACUGGAAAAGUCCUAUCUGCAAAUACAUCAUCAGUUCCAGUCAAUAAUGAAACCAACUCAGGAACAAAGAUAUUAAAGUUUGGGGACCUUCAGGUUGCUGUGACUCCACAGAAAGCAUACACUGGAGCUGCCAUUGCAUUCAUCUAUGGGAUACUUUCAUGGCAAAUCAGUCAGGGGAUCCAAAACACACCAGAGAACUCAUUGCAGUAUGCAAAUGACAAUGCAUUGGUUAUCGGAAAUUCUUUGAGAGGGUCUCUUCUAGCUCUGUUUUAUGCCUCAACAGUCUUGUCAGGCUUCACAACAGCUGGGCUUAUCCUACUGGCUAAGCAGCUUUCAUCAGAGAAAGAGUGAACCCCUUGAUGAUUACACGCUUCCAUUUCGGACAGCUGAUACAAAACCUUUGUAAGAAUCAUAAUCUCUCCGAGGUGGUCUCUAAUACACUCAUGUUCAGGGUUAAAUAUUGUAUCUACUAUCGGAAACUUUUCUAAUCCUUUUAUCUCCAAGGUGGUCUCCAAUACUCUCCUUUUUAUGUAUCUAAUACACCUGGGUUGAGUGUAUAUUGCUUGUAGAGAAAACAAAGAAAUAUUUUGUUUUUGUAACUGAAUAAUGGAAGUUUGUGUACAGUGCCACAACCAA